CUUUUAUUUUUCAAUCCAUUGAUGUAAAAUUUUUUUUUUUAGCUAAAUUAAAAAUGCGUGAAAGAUUAAAUUACAAUAGUUUAUUUAUGACUUGUGGGAAUAUUUGUUACUCAGUUGAAAAAAGGUUUAUCCCAGAGAAAUAACAAUUUAGGAGUUAAGAAUCUAAGCUAUCUUCCUCUUAGGCAUCAUUAUACUACUUUACAUCAAAUUAGUAUGAAUUAAUAUUCUCUGAUAAGCGGUACGUUUCAUGAAUAAUAUACAAAUGAAUUUCAUAUAAAGCAGCAAUUCACAAUAUCUCUGGUUUCUUUCUUCUUAAAAAAUCAAGCAAAAUGUUUUUUGUGCUCACCACAAAUUUUAUUCUCGUAAUAUUUAAUUCAUUUCAAGCAUUAGCAGAUUACGACUACAAAAAUCCUGAUUCCUGGUCAGUUGAACAUGCUGAAUGUUACGGUCGAAUGCAAUCACCUAUUGAUAUUGAUCUAUUCGUUAAUUCUGGUCAGCAACAUUGGUACAACAAUCUCGUUUUCUUCAAUUAUCAUGAACUACCUACAAUGGCUAAAUUAUUGAACGAUGGACAUACAUUGAAAAUUGAAUUUGAAUGGAACCAUUUUGCUCCCCAAAUUCAUGGUGGACCACUUCAUGAUGUUUAUCAAUUGGAAAAUCUACAUUUCCAUUGGAAUACGAAUCAUCACAGUGGAAGUGAACAUAAAAUAAAUGGAGAAAGUUUUCCUCUGGAGAUGCACAUGGUUCAUUUCAACCGUAGAUAUAAUUCCUACUCAAAUGCAUUAAAUUACAGAGACGGAUUGGCUGUCGUAGCAGUUAUGUUUGCUUUAUCGUCUGAAGACCAAAGUCUUUUACUGUCUAAAAUUCUAGCUAAUUCAUCUGAAGUAACGAAUAAAUAUUCAAACAUUCAUAUUCAACCAUUUAGACCUCAUAUGUUUUUAAAUGAAGGAAUAUUCCAGAAUUAUGCAGUUUAUUUUGGAUCACUCACCACUCCUCCUUGUACAGAAGGUGUAGCUUGGUUCGUAUCACUUCAACCACUUCCUGUUUCUACGACAGAAAUGCAUAAGUUCAGAUCUUUACAGUUGGCAAAUAAUGAUGAUCAUAAUAAUCGACCUAUCCAACCACGAAAUGGUCGCAGUAUAAACAUUAUUGAAAGUUACUUUUAAUUCAUCUUUUAUAACUUUGAUUACUUAUAAUUAUAAAAAAGAUAAAUAUAGUUAUUUGAUCUCUAAUUGGAUUAUCAUUGAUAAUUAUGUCAUCCAUAUUAAUAUAUGAACGUUUCAUCUCUGCGAAUCUUUGCAAAUAAAAUAUUUCACUAUCAGACAAUUCUCGAUCUAAGUUCUAGUGGAUUAUUGAUGUAAUUAAAAUGAUCGUGAAACUUCCCGAUGAGUAAUGGUAACCUGAGAGGAUUAUUGAGUUAUUAUUUUUUUAUUUUUAUCCUAGAUACAAUCUAGCAUUAUAUAAACUAUCAUUCAG
Molecule: messenger RNA, 1476 nt
Organism: Chelonus insularis
Lineage: Eukaryota; Metazoa; Arthropoda; Insecta; Hymenoptera; Braconidae
Product: carbonic anhydrase-like
Exons: 6
Coding region: 330-1166 (278 amino acids)
Molecular function (GO): zinc ion binding; carbonate dehydratase activity
Source: RefSeq, a predicted model, not a curated record